This is a messenger RNA of Magnolia sinica, 468 nucleotides long. Its product is annotated as small ribosomal subunit protein uS4y-like. The transcript has 2 exons. Gene Ontology annotation, cellular component: cytosolic small ribosomal subunit. Lineage: Eukaryota; Viridiplantae; Streptophyta; Magnoliopsida; Magnoliales; Magnoliaceae. The coding region runs from base 1 to 468 and encodes 155 amino acids. Gene Ontology annotation, biological process: positive regulation of translational fidelity. Gene Ontology annotation, molecular function: structural constituent of ribosome; rRNA binding. The record is from RefSeq and is a predicted model, not a curated record.
AUGUGGCUCGCAGAUUCAAGAGCAAUUUUAGAGAAGGCACUGAAGCUGCUCCGAGGAAGAAGGCGGCUGCUGCAUCAUUCUAAGCUCAUAAAGGUGUUUCAGUGCUGGGAUAAAAAAAGAAGAAGAAGAAGGUUGCAGACGCUUGUCUUCAAGUUGGGCAAGGCCAAGUCCAUCCAUCACGCCCAUGUCCUCAUCUGGCAGAGGCACAUCAGGAUUGGUAAACAGGUGGUCAAUAUACCAUCCUUUAUGGUCUGGGUGGACUCCCAGAAGCAUAUUGACUUCUCCCUUACAAGCCCACUUGGUGGUGGACGCCCUAGAAGGGUGAAGCGAAGUAACCAGAAAGCUGCUACCAAGAAGGCAUUAGGUGGGGACGGUGAUGAGGAUGAGGAAGAUGAUGGAUUUUUGCGGGUUCUUUUUAGAUGUGAAUGCGGCGGUAGGUAUUGGAUUGAGUUGAACCUUACAGUUUGA